Messenger RNA from Coccidioides posadasii C735 delta SOWgp, 2964 nucleotides. RefSeq lists its product as uncharacterized. Lineage: Eukaryota; Fungi; Ascomycota; Eurotiomycetes; Onygenales; Onygenaceae. Gene Ontology annotation, biological process: intracellular signal transduction; peptidyl-serine phosphorylation. Gene Ontology annotation, molecular function: ATP binding; protein serine/threonine kinase activity. The record is from RefSeq and is a predicted model, not a curated record.
AUGCUUGGUAUUGACUCUAUCCCAGGAGAAAAAAUGACACUCCCUCGCCAGCCAGAGCACAGUUCACAAAAAGUUAGGGCAAGCUAUGACCAGGGUGCCUCCAGUAGGGUUGUCACCUAUCCCCUGGCUCAUCGUGGAAAUCGCGAUGCGGAUGGGAUUCCUGGGAUAUUGCUAGCGCCAUCCCGGCCCUUGAAGCUCCUUUGUGAUCUGACAAGUUACCACAAUAGAGGUAAAAGGUGUACGAAUAAACAUCAUUCAGAAGAUGGUCACCAGGCCAUCGAAGUGGAAAAUCUAGGCUGCAAACCUUCGACCCUCCAUGUUCCUCGUCGACAUUCCAGUCCUGGCUUCACGAACAUUUUGUCUCGCAGAUUUUCUACAACAUUCGGCCAUCCUACCGUAAUUCACCGUUCAGAUCUGCGCAGACGGCCCAGUAUCCACAGCUUUUCUUUUACGCCUCCUGCAUCCAAUACACCUGACCUGCAAAGGUUAGGGGAUAACGCCCAAGAUGACACAGACUCUUCCUCAGUGCAUAGCACCUCGUCUCCUCGAACACAGUCGACCAACCCUACUUCUGACGGUGCGCCGGUGACGCCCUUGCCAAAGAUGUUAGAUAAAGCUAGCCAGAAGAACGGAGAAUACUUUUCAGGUUCCGACACAUCUGAGAACAAAAUCAACCAACUCAAUAAAAUAUCCCCAUCUAUUGUUACUGUUGAGGCUGCUGCGUCCGCGAAAAUCUUUUUCGAGACUUACUUCAACGAAUUGUUCUCCGUGGAGUCUCCACGCUCCGAGCGUCAGCGCGAACUAGAAGAACGACUGUAUCUGUUAAACCUGCCGAUAGAAGAGCAUGUUAGAGCAAAACAGGCGUGGUACCGGCAGGAAAGCGACCAUCUCCGACAGGAUCGCCUCCUGAAAAGUCGGUCAAAUUGCCCGAAAGCUAGGGAGAGUAUCUCUGUGGCUGGAUACGAAUGUAUCAAAGUUCUUGGAAAGGGCAGCUUUGGAGUCGUUCGCCUUGUGAGGGAGAAGCACACAGGAGAUAUCGUCGAGACCCCGAAACCAGAGUCUUAUGCGACUCAAAGCCAUAGAAGGCCCAGUACCUUUGAUGCUCUAAAAUCAGCAGUCGAUGGGGCUAGAAGCUCUCGUCGUAAGGAUCUGGACAGAUCAAAAAAGGAUGUUUUCGCAAUGAAGGUCAUUCGGAAGUCUGAUAUGAUACGAAAUUGUCAGGAAGGGCAUUUACGGGCAGAGAGAGAUUUUCUUGUCGCUUCAACAAAAUCCCGAUGGAUAGUCCCGCUGGUCGCUAGCUUUCAAGAUACGCAUAGUCUCUAUCUUGUCAUGGACUACAUGGUUGGCGGGGACUUUCUUAGUUUGCUAAUAAGGAAGAACAUUUUGAGCGAGGACGUUACCAGAUGGUACAUUGCUGAGAUGAUUCUUUGCGUGGAAGAGACUCAUCGCCUCCGGUGGAUUCAUCGAGAUGUCAAGCCUGAUAACUUCCUUAUCUCAGCUUCUGGGCACCUAAAAAUAUCCGAUUUUGGCCUUGCCUUUGACGGACAUUGGUCUCAUGAUCAAGCAUACUACACGAAUCAAAGGCAAUCAUUGAUGUCGAAGCUGGGAAUACAGGUCGAAGGAGACGACAAGGACCGCAAAGCAGCUCAAGAGGUCGCUCAUAGUGCUGGUACCGAGUUACCAAGGCGAGAGUCCGGUAAAAAUCACGAUCGACUACCCUCAAUUCCCAGCCCUGGACCAAAUGAUGAUAUUCUCUGCUGGCGAAAUCGGAAGCAAAGGAAGAAACUUGCAAGGAGUGUUGUAGGCACCAGCCAGUACAUGGCACCAGAAGUUAUUAGGGGUGAGUUUUACGACGGGAGGUGUGACUGGUGGAGCAUCGGUAUCAUUUUAUAUGAGUGCUUGUACGGGUUUACUCCUUUUGCUGCGAAAACAAGGCAUGACACCAAACAAAGAAUCCUUCAUCAUUAUCAGACACUGUAUUUCCCUACAGAUCGGCCUUCGGACCAUCUUAUUUCUGAUGAUGCGAUUGAUUUGAUCAUUCAAAUUCUACAAGAAAAGGAAUACCGCCUUUGCUCCGAAAAAUAUAUACUAAAUGAUUAUGUGCAUUCAGGGAGGAUACCGGGAGAGCUGCUCAAUUAUCCGGCUGAUAAAACAUCGAGAAACUACCGUGGGCAUUAUGUCUAUCCUGAUGAUGCAGCUGAUAUUAAGAAUCAUCCGUUCUUUAAGGCUGUUCGAUGGGACGAACUUCACUAUCGCAGUCCACCGUUUGUACCGAAGGUUAAAGCUGGAGAUGACACUAAGUACUUCGAAGGAGAGCAGGUGAGCGAUGCGCCGGAUGGGCCAAGCGAAGCCAGCCUCGAAGAAGUCGAUGGAUCCAGAGGCCAAACUCCAAAUAACUCUGGAAAGACACAGCUAGAUGGUCCAAGUGUAGGAUGCAAAGCGGCAGGUAAGCUUAGGAAUGGAAUCCUGGCUGGUAUAACAGUCAACCUCCAGAGUAAGUCGUUGAAGAAAAAGCGAGAGAAGAAGCGUGCUAGGGACAAGGUCUUACGAGAUGACCGGGUGAGCAAAACUGCGCUGGAUAUGAGGAAAAAAAGUGCCUUUUUAGGAUAUAGCUAUCGGCGCCCUAAAGAUGCUCUACUUGCCCUUGAACUUGAGAGGGGCCGAAGGCUCGUCCGGACUGACCAGUAGGGUGCAGGAACUGGCUCUUUAUCAUUGGAAAUCGGAUAUCCAUCUUUAUCUUCGACUUCUUGUGAGAGCUAAUACUCUUGUCAUGUUUAUCCCUGCCGCAUUUCCUGAGCCUUGACUAUUGAGCAGCCAUUGCUGGUGUUUGCUGCCUUAUGAACUGUGUUCUCAGCAUUAUUCUGGUGUUUGAUGUUUGUUACCGCUGUGUGCUUUGUUGAGCACAUUUGUUGUUUCGCAAAAAAUAUCAACAACUAAGACCAAUAAAAUAUUCUUACCGCAUUC